AUGGAUGGCUCACUUCCGUUUCCUCAAUUACUCGACUUCCAUCUCGAACACAAUCCCAACCAUUCCUAUGCGGUUCUCGUUGGCUUGGGGAACGACGAGAACGUGACCAUCACCUGGGCUGAAGUCGCUCGUGCCUCCUUGAGGGUAGCAGAGAUGCUCAGGAUGGUGGUGAAGGCAUCAGACCAGCUGAGGAAGGAAGGAGUUUGGAUUGCAAUCCUUGCAAACACGGAUUCGUAUGUCACACUUAUUCUCGGCAUUUUGAGGGCUGGAUUUGUGGCAUUUCCUUUGAGUACACGCAACUCGGGGCCAGCCCUUGAACACUUGAUCAAGACGACAAAUACCGCUUCGAUCUUUGGUUCUAUUCCUGGGGCAGCCUCUGCCUCCACUGCUCUUGAAGAGACGACAAUGGAACUUCUUUCUUGCAUUCCUAGCGUCCAGCUGCUAGGGAUUCCAAAGCACACCACGCUGUAUCCAAGGUUCGGCACCAGUCUUCCCAUGCCAUAUGAUGCGAUGGAGGACGACGCGCGUACCCCGAGAAUCCCACCAGUCGAAUCACUUCCAGAAUAUAAAUAUGUGACCGAAGACUGCCCUCUUCUCUUCCUUCAUUCUUCUGGAAGUACAAGCUUUCCUAAGCCGAUCCCAAUGAGUCAUCGGUUUUUCCGUGCAGCAUCCAAAACGACAGGCGACUCAGACCAGAUUGGGACAAAGUGGAGUCUACUGGGUCUACCUGUCUUUCACGCCAUGGGCGUAUUCUUGAUGAUUGGACUGUGCACGUAUUAUGGUGCUAUUUGUAUCAUGUUCAAGCCAACAAGCCAACCUCCCAUCGCAUCCUCUGACGUGGUUCUUCGAGGAUGUAAACGCGGAGAAGCCGAUUUCCUUAUAACCGUACCCAACUACUACGUUGACUGGUCACAUGAUGAACAAGCGAUCAAGUAUCUUGCCAGGAUGAAGGGUGUGGCCUAUGGUGGCGGACCUCUUGCUCAAGAAGCUGGCGAUCGACUCGUUCGAGGUGGUGUGAACCUCAUGAUUGUGUACGGCACGGUUGCUCUUUCAUAUGAGGUUGGCUUCAGAUCAUCCGGAAGACUGGAGCACAUGCGUGUGGAACUUGUGGAUGAAGGCAGCGGUCUAUACAGACUUAUCAUCAUCGACUCCGACCAUCAUCCAAUUGCUGUGUCGAAUGUGACAGGCAUCAGAGCGUUUGACACAAACGAUUUGCUCCAACAACACCCCACGAGGAAGCACCUAUGGAAAGUCAUCCCAGGACGUGCUGAUGACCAAAUAAUGAUGUCAAACGGGGAGAAGACGAACCCAGGACCUAUGGAGGGCAUCCUGAACGGAAACCCUAACAUUCGUGCGUGCUUGAUGUUUGGCCGCGAGCGAACCCAGGUCGGAGUUGCCAUCGACCCCGUUGAGCAUGUCAGCAUCACGAAUGAUGCCGAGCUCGCCGAGUUUCAUGACCUGAUCUGGCCUGAUAUUGAGAAGGCGAAUGCAUUUGCACCACAGCACUCAAGAAUCUUCAAGGAACUGGUUCUUGUUAUUGAUGCGAAGAAGACACCAUUUGUUAAGACACCAAAGGGCUCUAUCAACAGGAAUCUGACAACUCAGCAGCUGGCUAACCAGAUCGACGCGUUGUACACUGCCGCGGAGCAACCGACAAAGGCUGAAUGGGCUGAGCCACCCGCCUCUUGGGAUGCAGCUUCAUUGGAAUCUUUCGUCAGUCGCGUUGUGAAUGGAGUGAUGCGCGGCGAGGCCAUAGCUCAUCCCCCCAUCGAAGAGUCUCGCGACUUGUUCGAACAGGGUUGUGACAGCUUACAAGCAACAUACAUUCGCGCCGCUAUCACCAAUGCACUUCGCCAGGCUCCGAAACCUCAAGGAAAGUCCGACGUAGCGGCCACGUCCGUUCCUCAAAAUCUUGUCUUCAACUAUCCCACCGUGGAGCGUCUCACGGGAUAUAUGAUGAAAGCUCUCGGGGGUGUUUCCUCACAGUCUGACAAGGAGGAGGGAGAGAAAUCUUCCGAAAUCGUCAAAAAUAUGCAGGCCAUGAUCGACAAGUAUAGCCGCGAUUUCCCCACCCAUACGCCAGGGCAGCGGAAGGCUUUGGGAGAAGUGGUGCUUCUCACGGGUUCUACAGGCACGCUAGGCACGUACCUGCUCCAGAGUCUGCUGCUUGAUGAGCGGGUGAAGCGGGUGUACGCUGUGAAUCGACCAAGCUCAAAGAAUGAAAUGGCGGCGGGGCAACGGGAGGCGUUCGAAGACAGGGGUGUGGACAUCAACCUGCUGAAGUUGCCCAAGCUGCGGCUGAUUGAGACUGAUACGGCGGCCAAGCAUCUCGGCCUCAGCGAGGAGUUAUAUGACGAGCUCUGUGACUCCCUUACGGUAAUCAUCCACAAUGCCUGGCGACUUGACUUCAACCUCCCGCUUUCAGCGUUCGAAUCCAACGUGCGAUCCUCUCGCAUGCUCGUGGAUCUUUCACUUCGAACCCGAGGUCCCCAGCCCGCUCAACUCGUGUUCACCUCUUCGAUCGGAACGCACAUUCGCUGGAGCGAGCCGCGUCCUGUACCCGAGGAACCGAUCGACGACCCCCUGGUUGCGAGUGCCUCUGGCUAUGCCCAGGGGAAAUGGGUAAGCGAGCGGAUCAUGCUCGCGGCUGCUGAGAAGGGGUUGAGAGCGGUGAUAUGGCGCGUUGGGCAGCUUGCGGGUGGGAAGAGGCUGGGGGUCCUCCCCGUCUUAGACGGGGAGGUGAGCUGGCUACCGACUGAAAGGGCUGCUCAGACUAUCGCGGAUGGGAUGCACGAUUUCGCUUUAUCCGAGAAGGGGGAAUACGACUACCUGCAUCUGGUCCACCCCUCGCCGGUGCGGUGGGAGACUCUCCUCUCUCCCAUCGCAGACCAACUACAUUGCGAGCUAGUCUCCUUCCCAAUCUGGCUUGCAAAGCUCGAAGACCAGCGGAAGCAGAUAUUAGGCGGCAGUAGAUUGGCCAUCCCCAUGAUGUUGUUCCAGAAGGAGUAUGCCAUCCUCAUCGUUAUCAUUGCAGCAGGGUUUUUUGUAACAGCGUGUGGUACAUAUUUGUGGGACAGGCGCCGCAACUGUAUAUACAGGACCUGCUUAUUUCCCAUCCUCAGAUUUGUUAUACCCCUUCUGAUUGUCUGUCCCGAUGUGCUGACUGACGCGCAAACCCGGUCGACCGCGUCUCCUCCUGACUUGGUUCACCCCUCCCGCAAUCGCAACCGCUCCACCAGCGCAGCACACGAGCCGUUUGCUCUGUUCCUGGCUCCCUCCCCUCUGCCUACCUCCACACCUUUCUCGUUCUUACUUCCCCCCUCCCUACGGCUGGAUCAGCAUGUUCCCGCUCGCAUGUCGCCUUCUCACUACCAAUUCCAUCUGCUCCUUUUCCUCUCUCUGCCUGGCUCGCUCCUCGCGUCAGCAGCACACCUACGCUCCCACUCACGCAGACACGUCUAUCUCCUCCGCGACGUCGUGGUUAACUUGUAUUGGGUGUCCACGUGUGGCGUGCCCGUGAGUCCGGGAAGCGCUGUCCCUCGAGCUCCACAAGCGAGCAACCCGAUCGUAGAGACAAAGAAGAAGCUCCUCGCACUCGACUGGCACCUCCCCCUGCCCGACGUCCUGCAGUGCUUGUCAGCCUCCUCCGCGGCCGGGCUUGACCAACCACUGGCGACGCGCAAGCUUCAGUGCUACGGACGGCGGGAAAGGACAGGACCCUAGAUCGCUCUCAGACCCAUCCUUCCAGCGAGACCCAGCCUCCCAAUUAUUAUUUUAUUUUUAAUUAGUAAUCCAGUUUAAG
Dacryopinax primogenitus is the source of this 3802-nucleotide messenger RNA. RefSeq names its product acetyl-CoA synthetase-like protein. Bases 1 to 3723 code for a protein of 1240 amino acids. The transcript has 19 exons. Lineage: Eukaryota; Fungi; Basidiomycota; Dacrymycetes; Dacrymycetales; Dacrymycetaceae. Gene Ontology annotation, molecular function: phosphopantetheine binding. The record is from RefSeq and is a predicted model, not a curated record.